UGAGAAAUAAAGAAUGUGUGUAUCCCGAAGAGUCUACAAUACAACAAGAAAUUCGACCGUAAUCACUGUCACCUCAAGGCUUAAAUUAAUUUGUGUUUGACAAGAACAAACUGGCGCGAAGAAAUGCUGUCAUUGUAUUGAAGUUUUCAACGGUAUACCCGUUUAGGAUCAACGGGCAAAACAUGGUGUGCGUUUACUGCAAUGCCAAGUACGAAGCGCCAGCCGAAUAUAGGAGACACAUGAAGGAGAAACAUAGAUUCAUCAGGAAACUGGCUUACGUACAUUUGAAAAGUCCCGAAGCGUAUAUGAAGGUUGAUUGCACGGAGAUGAGCUGCAGCAUUUGUUCGAGGAAGUUCGAUAAUGUCAGAGCCAUUGCGGAACACCUGCGCUUCGCCCACGGCAAGACCGUGACCUUACACGAGGAGAUCGCGAUACACCCGUACGUGUUCGGCGAGAAAUUGUGGGCCUGCGCUAUCUGUCCUAUGCAACUGACCUGUCUCCGAGGACUCAGUAUACACACGUCGACCCAUUUCAAUAGAUCGACGUGCGAAACGUGCGGCAAAUCGUUUGUUAAUUCACACAGCCUACAGAGACACAUAGCCGGUGCCCAUUACAACGAGAAGAUCUGCGAGAAAUGCAAGAAACGUUUCCCGACAAACGCCGAAAGGCACAAGCACUUGACCGAAUCGCCGGCGUGCUGGCGUUAUAUUUGUCGGGUAUGUGGACAGCGAUGCAUGAACCAGAAGAGGAAAGACGCCCACAUGAGGGAAGUGCACGGACAAGAGAAGACCCGUAUAUGCACGGAAUGCGGUCUCCAAUUCACCAGAUGGGAGCUGUACACGCACCAUUUUAUAACGACCCACACCGACAGAGCCUAUGAAUGCACUUUUUGCGGUCUGAAACUGUCCACGAAGAAGAAGUUUGAAGAUCACAAAACUGUGCACACCAAAGAGAAGCCUUUUGACUGUCAUGUUUGUUACAAGGCCUUUCCCACCAGGAAGACCCUAACACAGCAUAUGUGGGUUCACAGCGAAUACAAGCGCUUCGAAUGUAAAAUGUGCGAUAAGAAAUUUACCCAGAAAAUCAGUUGGACGUGUCAUAUGAAGUCGUAUCAUCCGGACGUGAAUCCGAAAUAAUAAUUUUAUACCUUGGAGGAUUAAUUGUCACGAAUAGUAUUGUUAGGUUACGCUUACAUUAA
This is a messenger RNA of Bombyx mandarina (wild silkworm), 1198 nucleotides long. Its product is annotated as zinc finger protein OZF-like. NCBI's taxonomy places the organism in Eukaryota, Metazoa, Arthropoda, Insecta, Lepidoptera, Bombycidae. The record is from RefSeq and is a predicted model, not a curated record.